Didymosphaeria variabile is the source of this 945-nucleotide messenger RNA. RefSeq names its product peroxisomal 2 4-dienoyl-CoA reductase sps19 (gene SPS19). NCBI's taxonomy places the organism in Eukaryota, Fungi, Ascomycota, Dothideomycetes, Pleosporales, Didymosphaeriaceae. Gene Ontology annotation, molecular function: 2,4-dienoyl-CoA reductase (NADPH) activity. The transcript has 4 exons. Bases 1 to 945 code for a protein of 314 amino acids. The record is from RefSeq and is a predicted model, not a curated record. Gene Ontology annotation, biological process: fatty acid catabolic process.
AUGCCUAUGGAGAAGCACGAAUACUUGAGUGAUGUGUGGAGGGAUGGCAUUUUUGACAACAAAGUCGUGUUCUGCACCGGCGGAGCAGGCUCAAUAUGUUCCGCUCAAGUCCGCGCCAUGGUGCACCUCGGUGCCAACGCUUGCAUAAUCGGGCGCAAUGUCGAGAAGACAGAGAACAUGGCCAAAGAUAUCGCAACGGCAAGGAAGGGCGCAAAAGUACUGGGUCUAGGCGCAGUAGACGUAAGGAAACCAGAGGCGCUGGUCGCCGCUGCAGAGCGUUGCGCGAAAGAACUGGGCAGCAUAGACUUCGUGAUUGCCGGUGCAGCAGGAAACUUCCUCGCUACCAUCGACCAGAUAUCGUCGAACGCGAUGAAGUCGGUCAUGGACAUUGACGUGCUGGGCUCUUACAACACACUGAAAGCGACUCUGCCUUAUUUGGUCGACUCAGCAAACAAGUAUAAAGUGGACGGCAAGACGCCUCCCAAGGCCGGCACUGGAGGCCGUAUCAUCUUCGUCAGUGCUACACUACACUAUUCAGGCACUCCGCUGCAGAGUCAUGUCUCUAUCGCGAAGGCAGGUGUCGACGCUAUGUCGGUAUCUGUGGCUAUCGAGCAAGGACCCAAAGGUAUCACUUCCAACGUGAUUGCGCCAGGUCCCAUUGCGGGCACAGAAGGCAUGGCGCGUCUGUCAACAGAUGACAGCCGCAAGGAGACACCGCGCCAGAUCCCGUCCCAGAGAAUGGGCUACGUGAAAGAGAUCGCAGACGCCACCGUCUAUCUGUUUUCGGAUGCUGGCAACUUCGUUAAUGGAGAGACUAUUGUCGUGGAUGGCGGCGCAUGGCACAACCAGAGCAUCGACAAAGGGGCGUUCAAGUAUCCCGACUUCCUCCUCUCGGGAGACACUGUGACGGGUGUAGCUGGUAUGAAGAAGAAGUCCAAGUUGUAG